Messenger RNA from Doryrhamphus excisus (bluestripe pipefish), 1329 nucleotides. It is a transcript of the gene nanp, whose product is annotated as N-acetylneuraminic acid phosphatase. Lineage: Eukaryota; Metazoa; Chordata; Actinopteri; Syngnathiformes; Syngnathidae. Gene Ontology annotation, molecular function: N-acylneuraminate-9-phosphatase activity. Gene Ontology annotation, biological process: N-acetylneuraminate biosynthetic process; dephosphorylation. The record is from RefSeq and is a predicted model, not a curated record.
ACUGUAUUUAAAGUCAUAUCAAAGUUGUAACGAUCCCAAAAUUGGUAUCGGGAUGCAUUAAUUUGUUCCAAAACAAAAGCAACCGAGUCAGGAAAACACUCAUUUUGAUUUAUUGACGCCCUCAAGAGGAUGGAAGUUGACGGUGCGCCGCCUUCAUACUAAGACAACAAUUCCCAUCAUGCAGCGCGCCGGUCGCGUUGCCUUUACUUCCGCAACCCACGCGCUCUGCUUCCGCGUUCCGGGUGCCACAUACAAUGGACGCUAACGUCAUAAAGGCUAUAUUGUUUGAUAUGGACAACACGCUCAUUGAGACAAAUCUGGCAAGUGAAUUUGCGAUACAAAAGACUCAUGAAAUCUUGAAGAGCUCCCUGGCUGUGGUUGAUGACGACACCGUCACCAGCAUCUGCGACAAGUUCAAGCACAAACUACUCCAUGAGAAGUUUGACUCUGCAGCCGGCAGAUCCAUCGAUGAGGUCCGAGUGGGUCACUGGGAGGAGAGCAUCAAGGAAACUGUGGACGGUUCAACACCCACCCUGGCAGCAGAGUGCUACUACAUGUGGAAAAACAGUCGACUGCAGCGCCUUCGUCUGUCUCCGGAGAUAUGCGAGCUCCUCAAACGGCUUCGGAAGCGAUACAAGCUGCUGCUCUUGACCAACGGGAAUCCUCAAACGCAACGGGAGAAAGUGGAGGCCGUCGGCUGUGAGAGCUUCUUUGAUGCCGUAGUCAUAGGGGGCGAUUACGCUGAGCAGAAACCCUUCCCCUCCAUCUUCAGGCUGUGUUUUGACCUGCUCCAGGUGGAGGCCCAGGACUGUAUUAUGGUUGGAGACUCCCUGAGCACGGACAUCCAGGGGGGGUUCAGUGCACGAGUGCGUGCUACAAUUUGGAUUAACGGUACAGGAGAUGAAGUUCCAGUUGGAUCCGUGAUGCCGGACUACACUAUUCCUACUGUGUUGGACCUGGAAGAUGUUCUGGCAUCACUGAAUUAAGCAAAACUGGUGUUCAACCUGUGCACACCGACACUGAUGAUGACUGAAUAAUGAAGGAAUUGAAAUAUAGAUGGGCAGCCAUUUCUUUUACAUUUGGGUGAAAUUAUUAAAAUCUAUGAAUAUUAUGUGAAAGAGUAUGCAGUUUUGCACAGACGAUGUCAUUUGGGAUGUCCGAUAUGAGCAUAAAAAUGUGAUAUCGGUCGACAUCGGUAUCUGAAAUCAUGUCAUUGUACAUUACCGCAUUUUAAAAAGUGACAUCUCACUUGUAAACGACAUCAUAGAUUAUGAUGUCAUCAUCCACGGUCACAUGAUAUUGCAUCAUAGAGUUAUGAUACCGAAUUUG